Messenger RNA from Pteronotus mesoamericanus, 2186 nucleotides. It is a transcript of the gene CD38, whose product is annotated as CD38 molecule. Gene Ontology annotation, molecular function: phosphorus-oxygen lyase activity; NAD+ nucleosidase activity. The record is from RefSeq and is a predicted model, not a curated record. Lineage: Eukaryota; Metazoa; Chordata; Mammalia; Chiroptera; Mormoopidae. The transcript is spliced from 8 exons. Gene Ontology annotation, biological process: positive regulation of B cell proliferation. Gene Ontology annotation, cellular component: plasma membrane. Bases 248 to 1180 code for a protein of 310 amino acids.
UCUGCAGGGUAGGUUCAGGGAGGCUGCCUCUCCGCUUUUGCUAAACUCUUCUAAAGUCCUUCAAGUCCUUAUUAGUCCAGCUGGCCAGGGAAGUUUGAAGGAGGGGGUGGGGUGGGAAAGGAAGCCCAGAAAAGGCAAGUGAAAGAUAAACGGGGAGGUGAGGUUUCCUGGAGGGGCAGUUCUCGCCACCCUUCCUGCUCAGCCUCUGGCCGGUCCUGUCCUCCGGCUUAGCCCGGCCGACCCCGCAAUGGACCCCAUGUCCGAACACAGACUGAACCCCGUGCCUGAGGAGAAACCCUGCUGCAACCUCUCCAAGAAUGCCAAGAACUGUGUCGGCAUUCUCUGCGUCGUGGUUGUGGUGACGAUCGUCGCGGUGGUGGUAGGAGUUCUGAAAUGGGGCCAGGCGCGCAAGCACAAGGAGUGGAACGGGAAGGGCACCACACCCCAUUUUCCCGAGAUCGUUCUGGGAAGAUGCUACACCUACACUCAAGUCAAGCGGCCGGAGCUGAGCAAUAAAGACUGCCAAGAGAUAGCGAAGGUGUUCCAGAAAGCGUUUCUUUCCAAGGACCCCUGUCUUUCUGUGGAACAAGACUACCAGCCACUGAUGGAGCUGACCCGUCAAGCCAUACCCUGCAGCAAGUCUCUCUUUUGGAGCAAGUCCAAUGAGCUGGCGCAUCAGUACACACGGAUCCAGCAGGAGAUGUUCACGCUGGAGGACUCGCUGCUGGGUUACAUCGCCGACGGCCUCACGUGGUGCGGAGACGCGGGCUCCUCUGAAAUGAACUAUCAGUCUUGUCCACACUGGAGGAAAGACUGCCUCAACAACACUGUUUCUGUUUUCUGGGACACGGUGUCCAGGCAGUUUGCAGAAAAUGCCUGUGGUGUGGUCCAGGUGGUGCUCAAUGGGUCCCACAGUAACACCUUUGAUAAAAACAGCACUUUUGGACGCGUGGAAGUCCAUAAUUUGCAAGCAGAGAAGGUUCCUACACUGCAAGCCUGGGUGAUGCAUGACCUUGAAGGAGCUCACAGACACACAUGCUCGAGUUCCCUCAUCAAUGAUCUGAAAGUGAUUCUAAGCACAAGGAACAUUUCAUUUACCUGUGAGGACAACUACAGGCCUAUCAGGUUACUCCAGUGCGUGAAAAAUCCUGAGCAUUCAUUUUGCAGUUCUGUCAAAUGAGCCAUCGGCACGGUGGUUCCGGAUCUUUGAGCCCUCGCAGCGUACGUGGCCGUGUGUGACGCGGGAGAUGUGCUGGUGGAAGGCUGGGGAUCUGGGGGAUCCUCUGUCAUCAUGUCAACACCGGAGAUGGAAGACUUCCCUCGCCCCCAAAGUCUUAAAAUAACUUGUGUUACCAGAGUAGUUUUUAUUUUGAUCUCUUAACAUUCAAGAAAAGAGUAAUUAUAAUGUAAAAUUAAAAUGUAAAUUUUAUUUCAGUUUUUAAAAAAUAUAUAAGAGUUUAUUUCAACCCUGAUGAUAUAUGUUGGGGAGCAAGAUCUCAAAUACUCUCUUAAGUUCUGUCAUUUUCACGUGAUGCUUUUGUGUUGUUUAUAUGUUGGUAACAUCCUUUCUUUUGAAGAAUGAUCACACCAGUCCUCUCUUAUUGGAACAUGUAAGGAAAGAAACACAGAUGCCUAAGCUUUUCAGACAACGUUACAUUUCCAAAUGAAUGACCUUGUCUCAAGAUAAAUUGUCCCCCCCUCUUUACAGAUAAACUACCAUGCUAUGGUUAUGGAGCAUGUUGGGGAAAAUAUCCUGGAGGAUAUAAGCUACUCAUGUGCUUGGUUCUUUACCUCUAACCCUUCUACUAGCUCCAAGAGGUUGAUAUUAUUAUCUCUCAUCUGUGAGAGGAAAAAACAGAAGAGAGGUUAUGUAACUCACCUAAAGUCAUACACUGAGUUCAAGGUAGAGGCCAAUUUGAACUCAGCUUUGUCUGACUCCAAACUACAUGCGCCUUCCCUUUCUAGGCCUAUAAUACUAAAUGGAAGUGCCUUAUGUUCUCUCUUAGUAAAUGCAUGUUAUAUUAAAUUGAAUAAAACAGAAUCUGGAAUGUAAUUUUUCUGGAUGGCUUCAAAACUGUUAACAGUUUUUCCUCCUCUUCCUUUUCCUCCGGCUCCUCAUGCUCCUCGUGUCUUACAUAUGUGGUAGGCAGUUAAAUUGUGUAUUGUUUCUGGUGCUGGCAGUUCAG